AUGCAAAAGACCAUCCUGCUCCUGGACGGCAGUGAGGCGGUGAACAGCUCCGAGGACUACCUCCCCACACGACUACUUGCACUGCGGCCUCAACUCAAUGCUUUCGUCCAUGCAUACCUCGACGCCAAUCCCCUCGCUUCCCUCGGUGUGGUGGCGAUGCGGGAUGGUGUGGCGUACUGCCUUAACCCGUGCACCACUAAUGCUUCCGAGAUAAUUCAGGCGUUGGAAGUGAAGUAUUUUCUCUUUGGUGGCUCGGGGGCUAUGUCGUUGGAAAAUGGACUGCGACUGUCCUUGUCAGAGCUUGUGGACCUGAGGCGUAUUGCGAAGCGCGCGCGACAGGAGGGCGUCAAUGGUGCUACUAAUAAAGAGGCAAGGGAGGAAUCCACGACCAGACUACGCAUUCUUCUUGUCUCCUCUUCUGUCACACUCAUUGAUCCACAUGAUGUGUUUGCUGUUGUAAAGAUGGUGGCCCGACUUCAUGUGCGUGUAGAUGUCAUCUCGUUUUGUGGCGCCGUCCAUGUCUUUGAGGAAACGGCGGCGGCCACCGGUGGGGUAUUGUACACCCCCAUGAACUAUGACCAUUUGACUGAAGUCUUGCGGCGUCUUGCUGCCCCUGGGAAGGUGAGUGGUGUUGGUUCUGAGGGAAUGAGGUCAAUGAUUCAAGUUGGAUUCCCUGUGUACGUUGAGCAAGACGGUGAGGGUGGAGGAGAGGGGCCGCGGUAUAUUGCAUGCCCUCAGUGCGCGCUGAUGCAGACGUCUAUUCCCUCCACCUGUCCCCUCUGCAAGUUGCUUCUCUGCAGUGCGCCGCUUAUACAUACAACCUUUAUCGCGCAUAAUGAGCUGUGUGCCCCCUCGGAAAAGUGCGAAGACUCUUUAGAGAGGGUAAAAGAGAAGGAAGGAGAGUGCGCAUCUGAUGGUUAUUGUUCGCUUUGUUGUGUGAGAGGAAUGAACGGUGAUGGUGAAGGUAUGUGGCGGUGUAGCUUUUGCCGCUCUGAACGCUGUGGCUCGUGCGAGUCGUACGUUCGAGAUUGUAUAGGCAUUUGUCCAACGUGUAUAGCCUCACCAUUGUGA
Molecule: messenger RNA, 1071 nt
Organism: Trypanosoma grayi
Lineage: Eukaryota; Euglenozoa; Kinetoplastea; Trypanosomatida; Trypanosomatidae
Product: DNA repair and transcription factor protein
Exons: 1
Coding region: 1-1071 (356 amino acids)
Biological process (GO): regulation of transcription by RNA polymerase II; nucleotide-excision repair
Cellular component (GO): transcription factor TFIIH holo complex
Source: RefSeq, a predicted model, not a curated record